This is a messenger RNA of Malurus melanocephalus (red-backed fairy wren), 2282 nucleotides long. It is a transcript of the gene CHADL, whose product is annotated as chondroadherin like. The record is from RefSeq and is a predicted model, not a curated record. The coding region runs from base 9 to 2282 and encodes 757 amino acids. Gene Ontology annotation, cellular component: extracellular matrix. Gene Ontology annotation, molecular function: protein binding. The transcript is spliced from 5 exons. NCBI's taxonomy places the organism in Eukaryota, Metazoa, Chordata, Aves, Passeriformes, Maluridae.
GAUUGUCCAUGUGCCCAUAUGAGUUUGUGGCACCUGCUUGUACCACUCUUGAGCACACACCACAGGUGCCGUCCGACAUGGGGUCAUGCUGGGAGCUCCUCCUGCUCGCAGCAGCCCUGGGGGCGACGGUUGCCACCUGCUGCCCUGCACCCUGCGACUGUGAUAACCUCCGUGCCCAUGUCCUGUGCCUCAAUGGGAGCCUGAUGGCCAUCCCUGACACUAUCCCAGAGCUCACCAAAAAACUAGACCUUCGGGGCAACAGUUUUAUGGUCAUCCCAGUGGGAGCCUUCCUUGCCACCCCCUACCUCACACACUUAGACCUGCAGCGUUGCAAGGUGGAGAGGCUGGAGGAAGGGGCUUUCCGGGGGCUGGGAAGGCUUGUCUACCUGAACCUGGCCUCCAACGGCAUAGCCCUCCUCUACCAGGAGUCCCUGGAUGGGCUCUCCUCUCUCCAGCAGCUCAUUCUGGCGGGGAACCGCAUUGAGGAGAUCCAGCCGGGUGCUUUUGGCCAUCUGGGGUCCCUCACUGUCCUUGACCUGAGGGGAAAUGCUCUGGUCUACCUCCCAGACAUGGUCUUUCAGGGUCUGCAGGUUCUUAGAUGGCUCCGGCUGUCCCACAAUUCCCUCCAUGUGCUGGGCAGCGAGGCCUUUGCUGCUCUGCCUGCCUUGCGCAGGCUGAGCCUGGACCACAAUGAGCUGCAGGCACUGCCUGGCGAGGCCCUUGCCAGGCUGGAUGGGGCUACCCGACUAGACCUGGGUCACAAUCCCAUCACUUAUGUGGCUGAGGAAGCCCUGGCCAUGGCCUCACUGAGGCACCUCUUCCUGGACCAUGCCUCCCUCCAGGAUGUGGCACCUGACGCCUUUGCCCGCAGUCCCCAGCUUCGCAUGCUGGACCUCCGCGAGAACCAGCUGCAGGGGCUGCCACCCCUGGCUGGGGCUGGGGGGCUGGCGAGGGUCAGCCUGGAUGGGAACCCUCUGCUCUGCUCCUGCCUCCUGCGCCCCUUCCACAAGUGGCUGACAAGAGCGCGGGUACAGGCUGAGGGUGCCUGUGCUGCGCCCCCYGCCCUCCGUGGCCGGUCCCUCGAUUCCCUGAAGCCCCCUGAGAUGAGAUGCGGUCGCCUCUGGCCUCCCCCUAGCCCCACACCACCAGAGCAGCCUAGGGCAGCUGGCAACAAGCAGUGUCCCCAGGGGUGUAUAUGCUACCCUGAUUUCCAUCACGGGUCCUGUGAGAACAGGGACCUAAGGGAGAUCCCCUGGGACUUCCCUGGUGACACCCGCCUUCUUGACCUGCGCCGAAACACCUUCAGGACAGUGCCACCGGACUCCUUCCCUAGCCUGAAGGAGCUGGUGUCGCUCCACCUGCAGAGCUGCAGCAUCAGGGUACUGCACCCCGGGGCGCUGCGGGGGCUGGAGAGCCUGGUCUACCUGUACCUCAGCGAUAACCAUCUCUCCACCCUGGCGGCCGCUGCCUUUGAGGGGGCCCCACAGCUGGCCUACCUCGACCUGGACCACAACACCUUCACCCGUGUGCCCGCAGAUGCCUUCCACCUCCUGCCCAACCUCAUCUCCCUCCACAUGCAGCACAAUGCCAUUGGGGAACUUGUGGAGGGUGACCUGGCCGGAGCCAGGGGGCUCCGCUGGCUCUACCUAGCUGGGAAUUCUAUCAGGCACAUUGCCCCUGCUGCCUUGGCUCCCACCAAGAUGCUGGAAAAGCUGCAGCUGGAGGGAAACCGCCUGGUGGAGGUGCCCACAGCAGCCCUGUGGGGCCURCCUGCCCUGAGUGAGCUGAAGCUCUCCCGAAACCCCAUCAAGCACAUGGGGGACAGUGCCUUCCUGCCGGUGGCCWCCAGUCUGCAGCACCUCUACCUGGACAACAUGGGCCUGGAGUGGAUUUCCCCCCAUGCCUUCACUGGCCUUGGUCCCAAGAUCAGAAGUCUCUACCUAGAGAGCAACAAAAUGAGCAACAUACCUGACAUGAGCAACUUCACAGGGCUGGAGAUCCUCAACCUGCAGGAUGUGCCUUUCCACUGCAACUGCCAGCUCCUUCCACUGCACAGGUGGAUCAACAAACUCAACCUCCGCGUAGGGGCCACCUGUGGGUCCCCUGCAGAAGCCCAGGGGCUGAAGGUGAAGCUUUCCACCACUUUCCAAACUUGUCCUGCCUGGGGCCGAGGUGAAGCUCGGGAAACCAAUCCUAACACGACUAAGGCUGCAAGCAAGCCCAGCAAGAUAAAGAGGUCCAAAAACUAUCCAGCCAGAGGCUUCAACAAGAGCACAGCUUAG